UGUGAAGGUAACAGUCCAACCAGUGGCUUCAGUAAAACGUAGCACUUAUGUUUACCGCUAAAACUCUCCGUCUGUAGCUUUUUAGCUUCUCUUCAUCUACUACAGGCUGUGACAGAAACUGGAUGUUCCCAAACUAUACAUGUCCAUGGAUCUCAGUGAGGAAGAGUCGACUCCUCUGGUGAUCAGAGACCGAGGAGGCAGCCAGAGGUCCAGUUCAAGCUCAGCCUCCAUGUUGCAAGUCCACCUCUACUUCUUCCCUGGAACAAAGGACGCAACAACAAUACACAUUUCAUCUGGACAAAUAUCUGCUGAGAACGUCUGCAUCCAAGCAGGGAAAAAAUGUGGAAUCUUACCAAUAUACCAAAGCCUAUUUGGUUUAGCAUCUGCCGACCUCUCAUUUUGGUAUGCUCCAUCACACAUGUUUGACCCAGAUGAAAACUUACAAGUUCACUUUAGAGUCAGGUUUUUCUUUGGAAACUGGUUUGAACAGGGACCCAGAACAUCAUACCGCUACAGUCUGACCAGAGACAGAGUCAACACAGUGCUUGACUACAGUGUCAUUGAUUAUCUUUUUGCUCAGUUGCGAAGUGACUUCAUUGCCAGUGAGGCGGGAGUAGCUCCACCUUUGAGCACCCAGGAGGAAUGUCUCGGCCUCGCAGUGCUGGACUUGUGGAGGAUGGCUAAAGAGCGGCAUCAGAGUGUACGAGAGGUCUGCAGGACUGUCAGCUACAAGUCCUGCCUUCCCAAGUCCCAUCGCCAUGACAUCCAGAGACGAAAUCGCCUGGAUCGUUAUCGAAUCCGAAACACCCUCAAACAUUUCCUUAGGAAGCUUGGCAACUGCUCAGUAGAUGAGUGCAGCUUGAAGCUGAAGUACCUGAUUGAACUAGCAGGCAUCGAGCCCUCUCUGGGAAGUGAAAUCUUCCAAGUGAAUCAUGCUUCUUCCCACUCCAUGUCAACGUUCUCUCUUGUGCGGGUCACUGGAGAAACUGGAAUUCAAACCAGUGGAAGCUGUCAUUCUGUUGAUGCCCCGGAGUGGCACACCUUCUGUGAUUUCCAGGAAAUCAUUGACAUCGGGAUAAGGAGGGUCUGCCAUGAGCAGGUUCUCCAAGACAGCAGGAUGGUGACAAUAACACGAAAGGACGACAAAUGCUUUGAGGCCAAGUUCCAGACUCUCAAAGAAGCACUUUCGUUUGUGUCACUUGUUGACGGCUACUUCAGAUUGACCACAGACUCGAGUCACUUCUUCUGCCAAGACAUCGCACCGCCAAGUAUUCUGGAGGGAAUCAAAAACCACUGUCAUGGUCCGAUCACAUCAGAGUUUGCAGUCAACAAGUUGAAAAAGUCAGGAUAUAAAGGAGGUACCUUUCUUCUACGACAGAGUCCUAAGUACUACGACAACUUUUUCCUCACUGUUUGUGUUCAGACCCCACUUGGACUUGAUUAUAAAGACUGUCUCAUCAUAAAGAAUGAGAAUUACAGUCUUCCUGGUGUCCACAAAUCAUUUUCCAGCCUAAGAGAGCUCACCAGUUAUUACCAACACAACAAGCUGCUGCUGGCAGAAGUACCGGUUAAGUUGGCUCGCUGCUGUCCACCCCGACCCAAAGAGCUUACAAAUCUGAUCAUCAUACGCAGCAGCAGCUCCGUAGAAGCUCAGGGUUCUCCGACACCUGAAAGGAACAAAUUCAGUCACAUCCAGUUCCACAUGAUCAAAUAUAACGACCUGAAGUGGGACGAAAGCCUUGGACAGGGCUCCUUCACUCGAAUUUUUAAAGGCUACAAAAUCGAUAUUCGUGAUGGAGAGAAACACAUGACUGAAGUCCUACUGAAAGAGCUCGAUGCUGUUCAUAAGAACUGCUGGGAGUCAUUGUUUGAAGCAGCCAGCUUGAUGAGUCAGAUUUCACACAAACACCUGCUACUCGUUUAUGGUGUUAGUGUUCAUGGAGUGAAAAACAUCAUGGUGCAGGAGUUUGUCAAGCACGGGGCCCUCGACCUGUACUUGAAAAGAGGCAGAUCUGUGUCGGUGAGCUGGAAACUCGACGUAGCCAAACAGCUUGCAUCUGCCCUCAACUUUCUGGAAGAGAAAAACAUUGUUCAUGGAAAUAUUUGUGCCAAAAACCUGCUGCUGGCCAGAGAAGGCGACCCUUCUCAGGGCACAUCUCCCUUCAUCAAGCUGAGCGACCCAGGAAUCAGUGUGGCUAUGCUGGGCAAGGAUGUCGUCCUGGACAGGAUCCCCUGGGUUGCCCCCGAGUUGCUGGAGGCUCCAGACGAUCUGACCCUGGAGUGUGAUAAGUGGAGCUUUGGUGCCACAGUGUGGGAAAUCUUCAACAAUGGAAACUCCCCGCUGCGAGGCUGGAACCUGGAUGAGAAGCGGCAGUUUUAUGAGGGCUUCCAGCAGCUGCCUCCGUCCCAGUGGACAGAGCUGGCGGACCUGAUCAGUCAGUGUAUGGACUACCAGGCAGCCGUCAGACCUUCCUGUCGCAGUAUCAUCCGUCAACUCAACAGUCUCAUCACUUCAGACUAUGUGAUCCUUCAUGCCACUGAGCCGGUCACUCAGAGUCCUGUCUGCAGAGUCUUCAGUCCUGCUCAGCACGACCAGACACUGCUGGAGGAGAGACACUUACGCUACAUUUCCCCACUGGGCAAAGGGAACUUUGGUUGUGUUGAACUUUGUCGCUAUGACCCGCUGGGUGACAACACCGGCGAGCUGGUGGCUGUGAAGAAACUGCAGCCGAACAAGCAGUCGACCCUGGAGGACUUCCAAAAGGAGGUCAACACCCUGAGCGUUUUAUACUGCGACUACAUCGUCAAAUACAGAGGAGUCUGCUACAGCAUGGGUCGCCUCAGCAUGAGUUUAGUGAUGGAGUACCUCCCUCAUGGCAGUCUCAUUGGCUACUUGGAGAAUAACCGACACAACGUCAACACCAGGAGGAUGCUGCUUUUUGCUUCUCAGAUCUGUAAGGGGAUGGAAUACCUGCAGACUCUGCGUUAUGUCCACCGAGACCUCGCAGCCAGAAACAUCCUCGUGGCCAGUGAGUCGCUGGUGAAGAUCGCUGAUUUUGGGUUGACCAAAGUUAUUCCUUGCAACAAGGAGUACUACCGCGUCACACAGCCGGGAGAGAGCCCCAUCUUCUGGUACGCUCCAGAGUCCAUUAGUGAGUCCAGAUUCUCCCACAAAUCAGACGUCUGGAGUUUCGGCGUGGUUCUUCACGAGCUCUUCUCCUAUUGUGACGUGAACUGCAAUCCAAAAAGACUGUACAUGCAGGUGAUCGGACACAACGUGCAGGGUACGACCAUCUCAAUGCAUCUGACAAAUAUUCUAAAGAACGAGUGGAGGCUGCCAGCUCCUCCAAACUGUCCACCAAAGGUGUACAGUCUGAUGAAGCAGUGUUGGGCCUACAGCUUCGACGAGCGCCCCUGUUUCUCCAGCCUAGGAGACCAGAUUGAGACGAUCAUGCAGGAUGAAAGAGAAAACCUGAAAGGCUGAGAAGCAGCUUCGUUGUGUCUCACAGUUGAACUCAUGCUGUGAAAUGACAAGAUUUCAUUCACUGUCCCAACAGAGGUGAUUCCACACCCACAACAGUGAGCAUCCAGUCAUGGAAGCGUGCAUGUUCUGACUCGUUACUGACAGAUAAAAGAGUGAUUUUAUGUUUUCUAUAAGCUACUCCCCAAAAGCUCAGGUCCAAGUCCUGUAUUGUACAUUACAUUACAGACUUAUUCACAGCCACGAAGAGAAUCCCAUUUGCUUAGAUGAGUUUUUUUUUUUUUUAGGUUUUUAAAUACUUUUCCACAAGAAAAUGUUUAACCCAGACAGAUUUUGUGCAGAAAAUGCAGAUGAAGAAUAGAAAUUUUCUGCAUUUCUUCUUCCAUUCCUUUCCACUGUCAAAGUAUGUUUUUAUUGAAACAUCACAUCUUGCAAUUCUCUUUCUUUCAGUCAAAUAUAUAAAAACAUAGUAUUUAUAACAGAAAAGUGGGCAAGCUCAGUGUUCUGUAAAUGCUCAAGUCUGACAUUUCUGCAUAUGUUGCAGAAAACUCUGAAUUGUUAGUGAUUAGCAUAACAACAACUUUUGUCAUGCUAGAAACAUGACCAAAGAAAGCACAGGUUGACUCAGGGAAUGUGAGGUCAGUUGCUCUUAUAUUGCUUUUGAUUACAUUUAUUGUGUGUGAAAGAUUCAAACAAUUACAGAAAAAUCAUUUUAAGCUUUUUGUUUAAAAACAUAUAUUUUGGAUUUAAUAUUUUGCUGUGUGCAUUCAAAGCCUUGUAAUCUGUUGCAAUAAAGGAUUUGUUGUAUUUUGAA
Molecule: messenger RNA, 4295 nt
Organism: Amphiprion ocellaris (clown anemonefish)
Lineage: Eukaryota; Metazoa; Chordata; Actinopteri; Pomacentridae
Gene: jak3
Product: Janus kinase 3 (a protein tyrosine kinase, leukocyte)
Exons: 25
Coding region: 140-3484 (1114 amino acids)
Biological process (GO): intracellular signal transduction; cell differentiation; hemopoiesis
Cellular component (GO): cytosol; membrane; cytoskeleton
Molecular function (GO): ATP binding; cytokine receptor binding; non-membrane spanning protein tyrosine kinase activity
Source: RefSeq, a predicted model, not a curated record